Halteromyces radiatus is the source of this 2013-nucleotide messenger RNA. RefSeq lists its product as uncharacterized. The record is from RefSeq and is a predicted model, not a curated record. The transcript has 3 exons. NCBI's taxonomy places the organism in Eukaryota, Fungi, Mucoromycota, Mucoromycetes, Mucorales, Cunninghamellaceae. Bases 1 to 1953 code for a protein of 650 amino acids. Gene Ontology annotation, molecular function: protein binding.
AUGGCGUCCUUUAAUUCACUUCCCUCUGAAUUACUGCAACUGAUGUGUACAUUCAUGAAUCCGAAUGACAUUUUCGAACUAUGUAUGGUAAAUCGGUUUUUCUUUGAAUGUGGCUAUCCAAAUCUUUUCUAUCAAGUCAAAUUAACCUCGAAUAGACGGUUGGAAUCUUUUCUCACUCUAUUGGAAGAGGACAAAUGGAAUGCUCAGUCUUAUGCCCCUCGGAUCGAAUCUUUGAAGUUUUUAUCUACCAGAUUAUCCCUAUCCGAUAUCGAUUGUAUUCAAAUUUAUUGUCAAAAUAUCAAACACCUCGAAUUUGACCGAUUUGCAUGGUGGUCACCCUUUUCUCAACAGUACACUGGAUAUAAUCAGCAGCCUUCUGUGACACCCUCAAUUUUCGAUAUGCUUGAUCACUUCUUGAAAUUCUAUACUCAAUUGGACUCGUUAUCUAUGGAUUUGGGUGGAACUUCCAGACAUUCUCACCUCAUGCCUCGUAUCAUCUUCCCUUUUACACGCCAUCUUACCCGUCUUACUCUCAGCGAUAUGUGUAAUGGUUUUUCAAUGCUCGAACUCGAUGGACUCCACAAUAAUUCUCCCCAGCUUGAACACCUUUCACUCUCAGGUUGUGCUAUGUUUACCUCUCGACGAAACAUCACCACUGUACAACGUAUACAUACUCUUCGAUCUCUGGAACUCCACUUUAAUGUAGGCUGGGACUAUCAUCACGAUUGGUUAUGGUAUUUUGCCAAAAAAUACGAAGGUCUCACCUCCUUGAUUUGUGAAUGCACCACCACAACUUCUCGCUACUACAGCAGGCACACGAAUCAACUCCCAAGUUAUCAGCUGUUUGCUCAACAACAUAUGUCCACACUAAAUCAUUUGGAAUUUAUCAAUUUGGUAUUUGAUAAUGAUCUGUAUCUUACUUUAUUCCAUGCGAACGACUUUUCCAGUCACAACGACAAUAAUCAACAAUUGAUUACCACGACGACGACAUCUUCGACUACAGCACCUACGAUCGGUCUCACUUCAGCACGAUUCAGCAGCACUACUGACAUUAUGGAUGAUGUUCUAUUCGAAGCAAUCAUUUGGUAUUUGCGAAAGACCAUUCAAACUCUGUUUAUCACUUGGACGUUGGAUGAUCUCUCUAUUGGUGAAGGUUUCUUACUAUGUACUCAUUUGACCGAUUUGACUAUUGCACAACCUUGUCAUCUAUUUCGACAUGGAACUAAUGCCAAAUUACCAAUCAGCUUAAUACUCCAAUGGUGCCCACUACUUACUCGACUACACCUCAUUCAUGUAUGUAUUACUAUCAGCGGCGACUCUAGUGUGACAAACAAUCAAAUUCAGCAUCCUUUGAAAGAACUCGUCCUUGCUUCUUCAGAUAUCCCUACUUCUUUAUUGAUAUUGGAAGAUCAUGGUCUCACAAACAUCCGGCGAAUGACUAUCAACCAUUGCUUUAUUACCGAUUUGAACUUUGACGAAAAUGAUCGUACCUCAACUAUGAUCUAUUGGCUUUUCCCCACUUUUCCAGCAAGUGCUCCAAAUUCUCCUGUUUCCAUAGAUCGGUCUAUUAGUCUCUCUCUACAUGGUCUCUAUUUCCAACCUACUGCUACUACUCUUCCGAAACUGUCUUUUGAUUACCUCUGCUUGUAUCAAAGUGAUAAUGAUUCUCAUCAAUUAUGGAGUAUUCGGUCACCCCUCUCGCACAAAGUGAAAUUGGUUUCCGUGUCGCAUUCCAUCGCAAGAAGAAAGGCUGGUCAACUCAAACGAAAAUCAUCCUACUCUCAAACUGGUGAACCUCCAGACUAUACUGACGGCGAAGGUCAUGAUAUCAGUGUUGGACUCUUGGAAGGAAAGACCAUGGAAGUCCAUUCAACCCUCACUCUCAUCAAGUUGCAAGAAGGCAAUAGGACGGCAUAUCGUUUAUCAGGCUCUAUGCAUCUAAUACUAUUGUGAUUAUCUCGUUUAGUUGUUGAUUUAGUAUUUUUUUUUUUCACUAUGAUCUGUUCGUUGUUU